This is a messenger RNA of Cebus imitator (Panamanian white-faced capuchin), 2017 nucleotides long. It is a transcript of the gene F2, whose product is annotated as coagulation factor II, thrombin. The transcript is spliced from 14 exons. The coding region runs from base 53 to 1921 and encodes 622 amino acids. Gene Ontology annotation, molecular function: serine-type endopeptidase activity; calcium ion binding. Gene Ontology annotation, cellular component: extracellular region. The record is from RefSeq and is a predicted model, not a curated record. Lineage: Eukaryota; Metazoa; Chordata; Mammalia; Primates; Cebidae. Gene Ontology annotation, biological process: proteolysis; platelet activation; blood coagulation.
CCCAGAGGGGUCAGGGUGGACAAUCGCUCAGUGACCCAGGAGCUGCCCCACUAUGGCGCACGUCCGAGGCCUGCGGCUGCCUGGCUGCCUGGCCCUGGCUGCCCUGUGUAGCCUUGUGCACAGCCAGCAUGUGUUCCUGGCCCGUCAGCAAGCGCUGUCGCUGCUCCCGCGGGCCCGGCGAGCCAACAGCGGCUUCCUGGAGGAGAUGCGCCAGGGCAACCUGGAGCGAGAGUGCAUCGAGGAAACGUGCAGCUACGAGGAGGCCUUCGAGGCUCUGGAGUCCCGCACGGACACGGAUGUGUUCUGGACCAAGUACAAAGCUUGUGAGUUGGUGAGGACGUCUCGAGAGAAGCUUGUUCCAUGUCUGGAAGGUAACUGUGCAGAGGGUUUUGGUACGAACUACCGAGGGCAUGUCAACGUCACCGCAUCAGGCAUUGAGUGCCAGCUAUGGAGGAGUCGCUACCCACAUAAGCCUGAAAUCAACUCCACCACCCAUCCCGAGGCCGACCUGCAGGAGAAUUUCUGCCGCAACCCUGACAGCAGCACCAUGGGACCUUGGUGCUACACUACGGACCCCACCGUGCGGAGGGAGGAAUGCAGCAUCCCUGUCUGUGGCGAGGAUCGAGUCACUGUAGUGAUGACUCCACACUCCAGAGGCUCCCGGGGGAAUCUGUCACCUCCAUCGGAGCAGUGUGUCCCCGAUCGGGGGCGGCAGUACCAGGGGCGCCUGGCAGUGACCACAAGUGGGCUCCCCUGCCUGGCCUGGGCCAGCCCGCAAGCCAAGGCCCUGAGCAAGAACCAGGACUUCAGCUCAGACGUGCAGCUGGUGGAGAACUUCUGCCGCAACCCAGACGGGGAUGAGGAGGGCGCGUGGUGUUAUGUGGCCGGGAGGCCUGGCGACUUUGAGUACUGUGACCUCAACUAUUGUGAGGACGUGGUGGAUGAGGAGCCAGGAGAUGCGCUGGGUGAGGACCCAGAGGGGGCCAUCAGAGGGCGCACCUCCACUGUUGAGUACCAGGCUUUCUUCGAUCCGAGGACCUUCGGCUUGGGGGAGGCAGACUGUGGGCUGCGACCUCUGUUUGAGAAGAAGUUUCUGGAGGACAAAACUGAAAAAGAGCUCUUGGGAUCCUACAUCGGCGGACGCAUUGUCGAGGGCUGGGAUGCAGAGAUCGGCCUCUCACCUUGGCAGGUGAUGCUGUUCCGGAAGGCUCCCCAGGAGCUGCUGUGUGGGGCCAGCCUCAUCAGUGACCGCUGGGUCCUCACCGCUGCCCACUGCCUCCUGUACCCGCCCUGGGACAAGAACUUCACUGAGAAUGACCUUCUGGUGCGCAUUGGCAAGCACGCCCGCACCAGGUACGAGCGCAACAUAGAAAAGAUAUCCAUGCUGGAAAAGAUCUACAUCCACCCCAGGUACAAUUGGCGGGAGAACCUGGACCGGGACAUCGCCCUGCUGAGGCUAAAGAAGCCCAUCACCUUCAGUGACUACAUUCACCCCGUGUGCCUGCCCGACAGAGAGACGGCAGCCAGCUUGCUCCAGGUUGGAUACAAGGGGCGGGUGACUGGCUGGGGCAACCUGAUGGAGACGUGGACAUCCAGUCAUAAGGUGCUGCCCAGCGUCCUGCAGGUGGUUAAUCUGCCCAUCGUGGAGCGGCCGGUCUGCAAGGCCUCCACCCGGAUCCGCGUCACUGACAACAUGUUCUGUGCCGGUUACAAGCCUGAUGAAGCGAAACGAGGGGAUGCCUGUGAAGGCGACAGCGGGGGACCCUUUGUCAUGAAGAACCCCUCUAACAACCGCUGGUAUCAAAUGGGCAUCGUCUCAUGGGGUGAAGGCUGCGACCGGGAUGGGAAAUAUGGCUUCUACACACACGUGUUCCGUCUGAAGAAGUGGAUAAAGAAGGUCAUUGAUCAGUUUGGAGAAUAGGGGGCCACUCAUAUUCUGGGCUCUUGGAAGCAAUCCAGUGAAUUAUUUUUGUGUUUCUAAAAUUAUGGUUCCCAAUAAAAGUGACUCUCAACGAGC